AUGUCUUCCAACGAUCAAAGACGCAAACGGGGGUCGAGCCAAGAUUCGGGUCCUUCUAAACGACGAUGUGAAGCCGAUCGAUACUACCAGAUCGAUACCAGCGAUAGCGAGUCGGAGAUGGAGAUUGAAGAAAACGAUCGAAGAGUGUUUAACAGUGCAACGGAGCAGGAGAGGCGGCAAGCGGUGGAGAUGGUACGCCGUUUGGCGCGUGUGAUGCUCCAUCAAAACUGCAACAAAACGCUGAAAGUACUACGAAAGCUUAUGCGCAUACUGGCCCCAAAAUAUCCUGGUUUGCCGAAUGAUCCCCGAGUCGUCCUCCAGGGAUCGUGGUUAAUCGUGUCCGCAGCGGUUCAAGUGCGUGAUGCCACAAUUGGGCACAUGUGGCAUCGUGGUUUUAAAAACGCAAUCCGCGAAAACUUGGCCAGGUGUGACAUCGAAGAGGAGAUCUUCUUCGAUUUACAUGUCGAUGAGGCUCCUCUGUCUCUGCCGUUGAAGCCUAGGCGUUACGACAACAAGCGCAUGCUUGUUCGAGAGUACUACCGACAGUUACAUUAUCUGCCGGCUGUAAGUUCGCAGUGUGUGACUGAGUUGGCGAAAUUAGUGGACGGAUUUUCGCGGCUUGUGCAUGGAUUGCGAAAAUUAAAGGAACCGAUCGAAUCAUGGGACACACCGCUAUCGAACCUGCUACUAUUGAAAUUGGAUGACGCAACCAUCCUCGCCUGGGAGAAUCACUCCGUGCACUUCGGAAAGGACAUUUACAACGAUUUGAUCAGCUUUAUCGAGGAUCGGAUUCAAAUUCUGAAAGCCACCAGCAGAUUCAACGAAGAGGGUAGCAACGUAUCAGCGAAAGGGGUGAGUCCGAUCAAGGUGGCCGGCGGGCGUCAGUCAGCAUCACGGAGGACGCUCGCCAAUGCUGCAACGGCUAAGACAGACACAGAGCCACCACGAACGGUACAGCAACCAAAGUGCGCAUUGGGAUGCUUGGAUUCCCAUUUGUUACGCACUUGUUCGGUGUUCAAUGGCAAGGACGUGCAGGAUCGUCGGAAGAUCGUGUCGGCCAAUGGUUUAUGCUGGAACUGUUUGAGCCCUUCCCAUCAAGUGAAGCAAUGCAACUCGGAGUUCUCGUGUCGGCUAUGUCGUGAGCGUCAUCACACAUUGUUACAUUUCACCUCGGGUUCAGCAAAGGUUACCAUGUCAGUACAGUCCGACGACGACAUGGUCUUCCUAGAGACGGUUUGGCUGACACUCAUCGAUGACUAUGGAUCGAUGUCCAAUUUCAUGUCGGAGUCAAUGGCUCGACGGUUGAUCACAACGAGGAACAAGGUGAACAUAUCGGUUUCGGGCAUCGGAAAGACAAAACAGAUGGUGAAAGGAACACUAAGCACGACUGUUCAGUCAAGGAUUCGGCCAUACUCUUCCACAAUGGAAUUCUUUGUGCUAGACACACCCGCAUCUGCCAUCCCUACCACAUUCAUUGAUGUAUCUACAUGGCACAUUCCCGAUGUGCCACUGGCAGACAGCACAUUUCAUAUCCCGGGCAAUGUUGACAUCGUCAUCGGCGGCGACAUGUAUUGGGAGCUACACUCUGGCCAUAAACGCUCCCUAGGCAAUGGCAAGCCAUGGUUGGUCGAAACACCGUUCGGGUGGGUCGUCACAGGCAAUUCGGCGUCCAACAGCACUACCCACUCAACGUGCCAUUUCGCUGCUACGGAUGCAUCGUUGGAGUUGUUUAUGGAACGAUUCUGGCAAGGCGAAACCAUCACUCAAGAACCGACAUUGUCCGCGGAGGAACAGAUUUGCGAAAACUUAUACACCACGACGACAACUCGCGAUUCUUCAGGAAGGUAUACGGUUAAACUUUUAUUCAAGUCUAACGCCAACCUCAUUUUAGGAACCUCGAAGGAAGUUGCAGAUCGACGUUUAAUGUCCGUUGAACGCCGGUUGAAGGGCAACCCUAAGAUGAAGGAAGCGUAUCAGAAGUUUAUGAACGAAUACGAGCAAUUGGGGCAUAUGGAACGCCUCACCGAACCGAUUGACGACUCCGUUCAACACUACUACAUUCCUCAUCAUGCUGUUGUCAAGGAAGCAAGCACAACCACAAAGGUCAGGGUCGUUUUCGAUGCAUCGUGCAAAACAAGUGCGGGAACUUCAUUGAACGACAUGCUUCUCGUCGGACCAGUGGUACAACAAGAUGUGUACGCGAUCAUGCUGCGAUUUCGAUCCCAUCCAAUAGCACUGGUGGCACACGUGGAAAAGAUGUAUAGACAAAUCCUUCACGACGCCUCGUCUCACUCGCUUCGUGAGCUGAAGAUUCCUCGUGCUACACUGGUUACAUUCUCCGCCGCGACGCUGGAACCCAUUUGUCCAAGGGGAUAG
Anopheles cruzii is the source of this 2376-nucleotide messenger RNA. RefSeq lists its product as uncharacterized. The record is from RefSeq and is a predicted model, not a curated record. The transcript has 4 exons. The coding region runs from base 1 to 2376 and encodes 791 amino acids. NCBI's taxonomy places the organism in Eukaryota, Metazoa, Arthropoda, Insecta, Diptera, Culicidae.